Messenger RNA from Symbiodinium sp. CCMP2592, 4107 nucleotides. The record is from the annotation of a GenBank genome assembly. Lineage: Eukaryota; Dinophyceae; Suessiales; Symbiodiniaceae.
AUGCAAGAGUCGUGCCUUUCGCUGAAGCGCAUGGCCGAAGGAUAUGGGGUGCCAGAUGUGGCCGUUCCUGGUGUCGCAUUGCCACGACCGAGUCGAGCACAUGAGGUAGAUGGCGGCCAACGACUUCUCAACCUGGUGCCAACUCCGACCUGGGAGUGCGGCACAAAGACGGCGAAGAUUUGGGAACCGGGGUACACGCUCUCGCCAGCCACCGAGAACUGGGCCCGACAUGUUCGGGAGGCAGAUCGCGAUCAGCCUGCGCUGGCCAUUGGAUUUGUCGGUGCCACUUCGGCGGGGAAGAGCUGGCUCGUCAGCAAGCUCCAGAGCGAGGGUGCAGCUCAGCCAGCUCGUUUCGAGCAGAGCUUCGCUGGAGGCGUGGACCUGCAGUCUAUGACAUCCGACAUCAACCUAUACCUGGAUCCUGUUGAUCAGAUCUACUAUGUGGACUUCGAAGGGACAUAUGGCACACUGCCCUUGCAGUACUAUGCCGCCGAUAUGGCCAAGGUGGUGCAGCGGUGUGCUGAUGUUGCGUCCUGGGAAGGAAAGCGACGCCAGGCACUCAAGGAGUCCUUCCAGCCAGCCGUUGCAUACUUGAUGUGCGACGUCGUUGUAUUCCUGACUCGGGAGAAGCUGGUUUGUCGGAGGGCCUUGGAGGAGUGCGAGCAGUUUGCGCGAGCUGCGAAUGCCAGAGUUUCCAGCGCGCUGCCUCCAGCCUUGAUCAUUGUGCAGAACUGCUGCAGGCCAAGCGAAGGAAUCUUCGAUCCGGAAAAAUGUACAGAAGCCUUUCGUCGUGCUCACUUCAGCGCAGGCCGGUGGAACUACGAUGAUCCUUUGCAGGAGGGAGCAGGUGGUCAAGUAAGCUCGGCAGCAGCACAGUGGGCUGAGUACUUCAGGAGCAUUGACUGCUUCUGCUUGCCGGACGAGUAUACGUUCUGCAAGCGAAGUGGCUUCGACGGUGAGGAAGUCUGCAAGGAAGUGCUGAUGAAGCUGAAAGCCACAAUGAAGACCCGCUUGGAAGAGGUCCAGCCUCGCCUUGAGCAGCUCAUCCUUCGUGCAGACAUUGUUAUCAUUUGUCAUGCGAAACGAUGCGAGGGCCUUCCUGCUCGCAUCGAAACCGGGGUGUCCCUGCAUCAAUUUCAAUGGUUUGCCGCCUUGUCGUCCCUUUGUGGGAUCAUCAACGAUCAGGAAACGGUUGCAAUGUCUGCGAUUUACAUCCACGCCGGUGCAACAUCCGGUGGGGUGAACGAGCUGAAAUCACUCCUGCUGCAGAUUAUGCAUCCCACGAAGCGGUCCGAUGUCGUCGACCCAAAAGACUUUCAGCUUAGGCUGGGCGUGGCGAUUGGCAUCAUUGCCCGGUUUGCUGUUCGGCAUGAUCUCGCAGAAGACGAGAUCCGUCAGGCGGCGAGCUUACCAGUGAAGACAGCAAGGGCCAAGCCACGGUGGACUGCCACGGGUGCAAAGCAGCUUGCACAGGUGGUGAAAUAUCUCUCGCUACUCUUCCCCUGUGGCGCCUUGGCCCCGCCGGAUGUUGAAAGAGCCGAUGGAAGCACCCAGCUCAGUUCGAACUUCAACAGCAGGCUGAGUGCAUUGGCUUGCUUCUGCCAGUCGACAGCAAUUUACUGCAGCGAUCCAGUUGUCGCGCUGGACACCCCAAAACUGAACGAAGGCACAGAGCCCGUUCCGUGCGGCCAGCUUUUACUUUUCCACAAGGGGCUCCAUCGUUCCAGCUGUUUGGUUAGGACAGUCGAGGCGGGUUGGCUGCAACACCUCAGCGAGUGGCUACAAGGUGGCGUCACACAUGCGUGGCCUGGGGAGUUCUGUUGCUUGGAAAGCCUCAAGGAGGUUUGGGACCACGGGGUGCUCACGGCCUCUGUGCUUGAACAGGUAGAAGAGUACAAGGUUGAGAAGUGCCUUGAGGGCGUUUCUCCAAAGGUGGGCACACCCUGGGUUUUGAAAGUCGGCUCCUGGGCUGACGACGGGGACUUUGCCCAGCGUGCUGUGCAUAUCAUUGAGAGGACCUGCUCUGAUGUUCGCCGCCAGGAUGGUGUGAAAAGAAGCUUUGACAGCGAGGCAUCGAGAUCUGAGGCUGCGAUGAACCCCUGUGCCCCGUGUGCCGGAGUGCAAGUCGGUGAAGCGCAGGCCCUCCUCCGGCGGAUUGCGCCUCCUGCCGGCUGGAGUCAAAACGGUUUUGCACCUCCCGCCAGCUGGAAUCCACCUACUCAAGACCCAAGUGCGGCCUGGAACGGCUGCCAAUAUCCGCCCCAAGCGGCCCAACCGCAACCCGCCGAGCAGCAGCCACCACCGCAGUACCAAACACAGACACAGCCACAGCCACAGAUGCAACCACCACCGAUGCAGGCACACAUGCAGCCACACAUGCAGCCCCACAUGCACCCGCAGAUGCAGCAGCAGAUGCAGCCGCACAUGCAGCCGCAGCAGUACCCACCAUAUCCUCAGCCGCAGUAUCCACCGCCCCAGCACUAUCAGCAGCCUCAGUAUCCACCGCAGUACCCUUCCUACCCACAGCAUCCGCAGCCCGGUCAGCCGGUGGCACCAGGGCCGGUGGCACCAGGACCGGUGGCCGCGUAUCCUCAAUGGCCGGGACAAGCGCCUGCAGCCGCACCGGCCCCGAACGGCGGUGGGUGGCCAUGCCAAUCUUCGCCAGGGCGCACGAUGUCCAUUGCGGAAGCAUGUCUUGAAGCUGCCAGCGGUUCUGCAGGCGAGACUGUUCAGGACACAGAUGUCAGAGUCAUUGACUAUGAUGAGCGCCCUCUUCCUUUGCACAAGUUCUGGUCCUUUGACCAAUGUGCACAGCUUUUCCCCCAGAAGCUGAUAGACGAGCUGAAGAAGUCCUUCCCCGCGCCGUCUCAGAUUCAGGCCUUCACUUGGCCAUUGGCGUUGUAUGGCAAGGAUGUAAUUGGCAUUGCAGCAACUGGCAGCGGAAAGACGCUGGCUUUCCUGCUGCCGGCUUUUAGUGACUUCCACAAGUCAGGCUUGCAACCGCAGCGAGAUGGGGUUGGACUCGUGGUAAUGUCGCCGACCCGAGAGCUUGCACAGCAGAUCGAAGUCGAGGCCAAUCGCUUCGGCAAGUGUCUUGGGAUGUGGACAGUUGCGAUGUAUGGAGGUGCGCCGAAAUGGGAUCAACUGAAGAAGUAUCAGCAGGGAGUCCACGCCAUCAUUGCAUGCCCGGGGCGCCUCAAUGAUUUCAUUGAGGGGCGACAGGUGCAGGUUAACCGAGUGCGAAAACUGGUGCUGGAUGAAGCUGACAGAAUGCUGGACAUGGGCUUCGAGCCACAAAUCCAAAAAAUUCUUCAGCACAUUCCCAGAAGUCGACACACAAUGUUCUUCACUGCAACCUGGCCACGGGAGGUCCGGCAGCUUGCUGCUACUAUGAUGGGGCAGCCAGCCAAAGUCAUGAUCGGAAACCGUGAUGAGCUGAAAGCGAAUCAGGAUGUCACUCAACAAGUUCGACUUGUUGAGAGUUCGCAAAAGAAAGCUGCUGUCCUGGAGUUGCUGCAGGAAGCAGGAUUGAUGGACAAAGGUGCCAUUGGAAAGUGCUUGAUCUUCGCGAGCACGAAGAGGAUGUGUGAGGAGCUGUCGCGGCAGCUGUACGCCUGUAAUGUAGCCUGCUCUGCGAUCCAUGGAGACAAGGACCAACGGGAACGCGACAUGGCAUUGAAUGGCCUGAAACAGGGACGUCUUCGAGCCUUGGUUGCUACGGAUGUAGCAGCUCGCGGCCUUGACAUCAAGGGAGUUGGCCUGGUGGUCAACUAUGAUGCGGCAAACAACUCGGAGGACUACAUCCACCGGAUUGGGCGGACUGGGCGAGCUGGAAAGAAAGGCUACGCCAUCACGUUGCUUUCCUCGGAGGACAGGGGCAAAGCCUCUGGCAUCAUCCAGGCUAUGGAGAGCACAAAUCAGCACAUCAGCGACGAGCUUCGGAGCUUCGCGGGGCGAGGUGGUGGCGGUGGUGGGAGGCCCUACCGAGGAGGUGGUGGAAAAGGCUCCUCCAAAGGUGGCUGCAAGUGGUGCGCCAAGGGCGAGUGCUGGACCCAUGGCGACAAGAAGUCAGGCCGCAAUCGGAGCCGCAGCCCUCGCAGACGAUAG